GUUGUGACAGGUUCGGCUGCACCUCCUCGCCUGCCCGUGACUUGGUCAAUCGCGUUUAUGUGGCUCCAAGUGGGAUACUUUUGCAUGGAUCAACUGGCCAGUCGGCACAUUGUGAAACACCUCAGAGCUUUUCUCACCAGUUCCGAAUUUUUUGAGCACAACCCAAAGCUCCAUCAUGACCAAGUCAUAUGAAGUGAACAGUGUGAAAACCAUAGAUGGAAAAGCACAAUCGAAUGGAAAUGUCGAGGAUGCGAGUGCAAAAGCACCAGCAAGCCCAGAAACGGAGGUGAAGCGUGGAAAUUGGGGCACACCUCUUGAGUUCAUCCUGGCGUGCAUUGGAUACGCCGUGGGCUUGGGAAAUGUUUGGCGGUUUCCAUAUCUGGUUUUUCGCAAUGGCGGCGGUGCUUUCUUGAUCCCCUUCAUUAUUAUGGUGAUCGUCAUAGGCUUGCCUAUCUUCUUCUCAGAGCUCUUCAUAGGUCAAUACAGUGGAUUGGGUCCCAAUAAGGCCUACGCUCGAAUGGCACCGCUCUUCGAAGGACUUGGAGCCUGCACACUACUCGUAAUUACCUUCAUCACGAUCUACUACAUGGUAAUCGUGUCCUGGAUCCUCUUCUACUUGUUUGCCUCCUUCAAAUCCGAGCUCGAUUGGGGCUACUGCAAUCAUGACUACAACAGUCACAAGUGUUUCAGUACUCUUGAAGAUAUGACAUGUAAGGAAGGCAACAAUCAUACGGCGGCGGAUCUAAUUUACUGGAAUCAAACCUGCACAGAUAUCGAAACCAUUUGUUCGAAUCAUGGACUGACAGGAAAGAACGCCAGUUUCUGCAUACACCCAGAAAAUAAGUCGGAGAUUGCUAUUGGAAAUGUGAUUGAUCGAGUUUUAGCCUCAGAGGAAUACUACAAUGAAUACGUCCUCGGUGUAGGCGACGCUACGUGGACAAAUUGGGGAUAUCCAAGAUGGCAACUCGUGCUUUGCUUGCUCUUAGCGUGGAUUAUUGCUUUUUUCUGCAUUAUCAAAGGCAUUCAGUCUGCAGGAAAGGUGGUAUACUUUACAGCGCUGUUCCCUUAUGUCACACUAACAGCGCUUCUCAUCCGCGGAGCCACACUCGAAGGUGCAAUUGAUGGUAUCAUCUUCUACAUGAAUCCUGAAUGGGACAGAUUGUUGUCGCCAAGAGUGUGGGCAGAUGCUGCAUCUCAAACAUUCUACAGCUUUGGCAUAGCCUGUGCAUCCUUGGUCACCUUUGCGUCCUACAAUCAAUUUAAGAAUAAUUGCCACAUUGAUGCGAUACUCGUGUCAACGACGAAUGUAUUGACGGCCGUUUUUGCUGGAUUUGCGAUAUUCUCCAUUCUCGGAUUUAUGGCCCAUAACAUGAAUGUGUCCGUUGCGUCGGUGGCCACGGAAGGUCCUGGCCUCGCCUUCAUAGCCUAUCCAGAGGCUGUCCUCAUGAUGCCACUGCCUCAGCUCUGGGCCGUCUGCUUCUUCUUCAUGAUGUUCAUCCUCGGAAUGGGGAGUCAAUUUGGUGGAAUUGAAGCCAUUAAUACAGCCAUCAUCGACCGCUGGCCACAUUUGCGAGAACACAAAUGGCGAGUAACAGCAGGAACUUGCCUAUUCUGCUUCACGGCAGCUCUCCCCAUGACCUGCAACGGUGGCGUGUACAUGUUCACACUGAUGGAGUGGCACACUGCAAGCUGGGCCGUUCUUAUGCUGGGCUUUGCCGAGAUUGUCAUAAUAUCUUGGGUUUAUGGCCUGGACCGAGCCUUCAGCAAUCUCGCUUCUAUGGGAAUGAAAUUCAACAGAGCCACGCGAGGUUAUUGGUGGAUUGUUUGGACAAUUGCAACGCCCAUCGGAGCUAUUGGUAUUUUCAUCUUCACGAUGACGGACAUCAAGCGCUUGAAGUACCGUGAUUACGUGUAUCCCGCGUGGGCAGACGCUCUGGGAUGGAUUAUGGGCGCCAUCACGCUGGUGCCCUUUCCACUCUUCAUCGUCCUCCGCUAUGCGAAAGAUAAAUUGACGCUCAAGGAAUUUUUCCAGCCAUCACGUAAAUGGGGACCACAAGAAACGACUUCGCUGCAGGACGAACUAAGGACUUCAUCACUGUCAUCGAUGUCAGCAAUUUUGAAGACAAACGGAAUUGGUGCGUCGGAACCCAUUUGACCAUCCCGCCAGCUCAUCGGAAGCCCAUCCCUGAGUCUGUGGGGCUGUACUUUAAUCCCUUCCGCCGCCGCAGCAUCACUUGCCUUAUAAAUUAGUUGCAAGACAGCGCUGAGAUACCGAAAAAAUAGACUGGAGAAUAAUACUGCAGGAAAUGAUGAAUGAUUACAUUUUUUUUCCACCCACGUCUGAUGGACCAAAUAGGACAGUCUGAGCUAGAGAAUUUAUAUCAAUUUGUGCAUGUUGGAUGCCAAGCCAUAGAGUGCGAUGGAA
Molecule: messenger RNA, 2425 nt
Organism: Phlebotomus argentipes
Lineage: Eukaryota; Metazoa; Arthropoda; Insecta; Diptera; Psychodidae
Product: sodium- and chloride-dependent glycine transporter 1-like
Exons: 14
Coding region: 176-2155 (659 amino acids)
Biological process (GO): sodium ion transmembrane transport
Cellular component (GO): membrane
Molecular function (GO): glycine transmembrane transporter activity
Source: RefSeq, a predicted model, not a curated record